Molecule: messenger RNA, 1885 nt
Organism: Nicotiana attenuata
Lineage: Eukaryota; Viridiplantae; Streptophyta; Magnoliopsida; Solanales; Solanaceae
Product: amino acid permease 4-like
Exons: 8
Coding region: 109-1647 (512 amino acids)
Cellular component (GO): plasma membrane
Source: RefSeq, a predicted model, not a curated record
ACACUUCCAUUUAGACCUGUAAAGGGUCCUCUAAAAUUGUUAAAUUUAGAGAAGAAAAUCAGUUUACCAAUUAUCUCAUCAUUUAUAUACUCAGUUUAGGCCAAAAAUAUGUUGCCAAGGAGUCGAACUCUUCCUGCCAGAAUAUACCAUGGCGAAGUAGAAGAAAGGCAUGAUGUUAGACACUAUUUCCAAGUGGAUAUCCAACCGAAACAUCAAAAGGAAACUGAGCCAACAAACCUUCAAACCAACUACUCCAAAUGCUUUGAUGAUGAUGGCCGUUUAAAGAGAACAGGAACUUUUUGGACUGCAACAUCACAUAUAAUCACAGCUGUUAUUGGUUCAGGAGUCCUCUCAUUAGCAUGGGCAAUAGGGCAACUUGGUUGGGUAGCAGGACCUACUGUAAUGAUCCUAUUUGCUUUUGUUAUUCUAUAUACUUCAAAUCUUCUGUCUCAAUGCUACAGAACUGGAGAUCCUGUCAAUGGCCCGAGGAAUUACACAUAUAUGGAGGCCGUCAAGGGAAUAUUAGGAGGGAAGAAAGUGAAAGUGUGUGGCUUGAUUCAGUACUUGAACUUGUUUGGCGUGGCUAUUGGAUACACCAUUGCUGCAUCAGUCAGUAUGUUGGCAAUAAAAAGGUCAAAUUGUUUCCACAAGAGUCAUAGGAGAGAUCCUUGCCAUAUGUCUAGUAAUGGAUAUAUGAUAGCAUUUGGUGUCACUGAAAUCUUGUUCUCUCAGAUCCCUGAUUUUGAUCAAGUGUGGUGGCUCUCUAUUGUUGCUGCAAUUAUGUCCUUCACAUACUCUACCAUUGGUCUUGUUCUUGGAAUUGCUAAAGUUGCUGAAAAUAAAGGCUUCAAAGGGAGCCUUACUGGAAUUAGUAUUGGUACUGUAACACAUGUUGGAACUGUAACUUCCACUCAAAAAUUAUGGAGGAGUUUGCAAGCUCUAGGGGCAAUUGCCUUUGCAUAUUCUUUCUCCAUCAUACUUAUUGAGAUUCAGGAUACAAUAAAAUCUCCUCCUGCAGAACAUAAAACCAUGAAAAAAGCCAGUAUUCUGAGCAUCGCGAUCACAACAGUUUUUUAUUUACUCUGUGGAUGUAUGGGCUAUGCUGCUUUUGGAGAUGAUGCUCCAGGAAAUCUCCUCACUGGUUUUGGAUUCUUCGAUCCAUAUUGGUUGCUCGACAUAGCAAAUGCAGCUAUUGUCAUUCACCUUGUUGGCGCUUAUCAGGUCUACUGUCAACCACUCUUUGCAUUUGUGGAGAAAUGGAGCGCGAAAAAAUGGUCCAAGAGCAAUUUUGUAACAGCAGAACAUGACAUUCCUAUCCCUUUCGUUGGCGUUUACCAACUUAACGUCUUUCGUGUAGUAUGGAGAACAAUCUUUGUAAUAUUAACAACAAUCAUAGCGAUGCUUUUGCCAUUCUUUAACGACGUUGUUGGAUUAUUAGGAGCACUGGGAUUUUGGCCACUGACUGUAUAUUUCCCAAUAGAAAUGUAUAUUAAGCAAAAGCAGAUUGGAAGAUGGACAAAACAAUGGAUAGGACUUGAGAUGCUAAGUGCAGCUUGUUUAUUUGUGUCUAUAGGUGCAGCAGUUGGUUCUAUAGCAGGAGUUGUUCUUGAUCUCAAAACGUAUAAGCCUUUCAAGACUAUUUACUAAAGGGAUUUCAAUCGAAAUAGGAAAGAAAUGCUCAAGAUUCUCAUUGUAUAGAAGGAAAACAGAAUAAACCAAAGGCAUAUGUUGGUUUGGUUGUCAAGAUAUAAUUAUAUGUAGUAUCUGUUUUUCAAAAAUCAUUUAUUUUAUAACAGCAGUUGAGUGAAAAAUUGUAUCCGCUGGUAUAUUAAUUAAAUGGAAAAGGGCGAAAGCUGCCCAUGAGCUAUUGGCCAAGGGCUAAAUA